AUGGAUAGCUAUGAAGCAACCAGAAUUGUGUUCUCAAGAAUCCAAAACCUUGAACCAGAAAACGCUUCCAAAAUCAUGGGUCUACUGCUGAUUCAGGACCAUGGGGAGAAGGAGAUGAUUCGUUUAGCCUUUGGUCCUGAAGCUUCACUUCAGUCUGUCAUCCUCAAGGCCAAAAAAGAGCUUGGUCUUCCUUCUAACUCUCCUUCUACACCUUCAACCCCAUCAUCUCCUUCUCCUUUCCUUGCCAACAACCCGAAUCCUGUUAAUAUUCCAAGGCAAAGCUCUGCUGCUUCCAGGCUCCUACCCAACGGUGGAAUCAAUCUGCCAUCUUCUCUCACCAUCCCUACUAACCUCUCUACUUCUUCUGGUACUUCUUCUUGGAGUCCUUUGUCCGAACUUCCAAACCCUGAUGAGUUGAUUAGUCCAAGCAGUGGGUCUUUAAAUCCUUCUUCUUUGCCCUUCUAUGGAAACGGAGGAGCUACUGAUAUGGUUGAUGAGUUUCAACUUCAAGAUCAACUAGCUUUCCUCAACGAAAGCUCACCACAGCUUAACCCCAAGAACCAUGAUUUCUUUUACCCCCAACCCGCUGACUUGUCCUCGAGUUCAGCUACUGCUGCUGCUUGUGGCAGCACUGACGCCAUGGGGUUCCCCUCUUAUUGGGGGACCUCCUUUCACAGGAGGAGCAGCUCUGUGAGCGAUAUUGUGGGAGCUGAGGACCCGGCUUCAGGGUUUGGGUGGAGACCCUGCUUGUAUUUUGCUAGGGGGUACUGUAAAAAUGGGAAUAAUUGUAGAUUUAUCCAUUGUGGGCUUGGGGAGUCUGGUUCAGUAAUUGGAGGAGCAGAUGGUGCCACCAUGGUGGGUUCACCUAACAAGAUCGAGCUGGACCAGUGCCAUGAGUUACUUAGAUCUAAAUCCGCUCAGCAACAAAGGUUGGCUGCUGCUUCACAGCUCAUGGGUUCUGCUUCUUUUCCUUACUCCCCAAAGGGCAUGAAUUCGUUCCUUCAACAGCAACAAAAUGAUACUCAGAGGGCUGCAGCCGCUGCUGCUUUAAUGAUGGGUGACGAUAUGAACAAGUUUAACCGUUCCAGGCUUGAAAGAAACGGGUUUUCAAUGAACGGUGAAGCAGGCAUGGUUAACCCAGCUUCAAGACAGAUCUACUUGACUUUCCCAGCUGAUAGCACUUUCAGAGAGGAGGAUGUGUCAAAUUACUUCAGUACAUAUGGUCCGGUUCAAGAUGUGAGGAUACCAUACCAACAGAAGAGAAUGUUUGGAUUUGUCACUUUUGUUUAUCCUGAGACCGUGAAGAUCAUCCUGGCUAAAGGGAAUCCUCAUUUUGUUUGCGAUGCGCGGGUUCUGGUGAAGCCUUACAAAGAGAAAGGCAAAGUUCCGGACAAGAAACAGCAGCAACAGCAAGUGGAAAGAGGAGAGUUCUCCCCUUGUGGUACUCCAACUGGCCUUGAUUCUAGAGAUCCAUUUGACCUUCAGCUAGGGUCAAGGAUGUUUUACAAUACCCAGGACUUGUUAUGGAGGAGAAAGUUGGAGGAGCAAGCUGAUCUCCAGCAAGCCCUUGAGCUUCAAAAUAGAAGGUUGAUGGGCCUGCAACUCCUUAAUGUGAAGAAGCAUCACCAUCACAGGGCUCUUUCUAGUGGAAGUCCCAUUCCAUCACCUACCCACUCACCAAACCCGUUCAGCCAGUCACUUGUACUUCCUCAAUUUCACAACAGUCAAGAAGCUCCACAAGAGAAUUCUUCUAACCCUGUGCUGGUUGUAUCUGCCACUGCUUCCGAGAAGCAAGCAGCGAGUACUACUGCUGUUGCUAAAGAAUCGGCCAGUGUUGAAGAAAAUGGUACUAGCAAGGAGAGCCCUAAUUGUGAAGAUGCUAAUCUGCCGGAAAGUUUGGAGCACAACCUUCCUGAUAAUCCUUUCGCAUCUCCUACCAAAGCAUCCGGGGAAUUCUUGUCUGCAUUCUCCAAUGCUGAAGCAGAUAGGGAUGUUUCAGUCUCGGCUUCUUCUGUCAACAAUAACUGGGUCUCUUCAACUCUACUUCCUGCAAAUAAUGCUUUAGAGAUUGCAUCCUUCAACUCUUUCAACUGUCAAAUGCCCAGGUUCUCGUCUGGACAUGGUACCAUUGGUAUGUAUGCUGGCACAGGCGGCCCGACUUGCCCUGUUGGUAUUUAGCUUUCUAUGCUGAGGAAGACUGAAGGUAUAAAUCAAACACAAAAUUUCACAUCGGAGAUCAGAGAUCUAUAGAGAGCCACCACCACCACCGCACUACAAUCAGAACCACCACUCAACCGUUACUCGUAAUCAUCGUCAAUACUAUACUUACUACCAUACAAAAUGCGUACAUAAAAGGCAGUGAAGGAAGUGGGUCAGCCAUUCCUUUAUUUUGUUGUAAUAUUGUUAUCUAUUGUUUCAGUAGUUUGGACCACAGGUAAAAGCAUAGAAGAAGAAAGAAAAAAAAGGAUCACACAGUCAAUGUGUAGUUGUAACUCCCCUUGGAACUGUAAUUUCUUUCCCUUUUUUUCCAGCAGUGAUGGUUUCCCUGGAAGAAACAAGGAAAAAAAAACCCCUUAUUUAGUUUGUUCAAUUUUUUUCCUAGCCUUCUUAGUUCAUGUUUGUUAGGGUGUAAUCAAAAUCCUCUUCUGUACAGAGCAUCUGCACUCAAAAGAAGGGAAACAACACUCGAAGAGGUAGAAAUAGUAAAAACAUGCAUAUAUGGUAUUGUAGGGGGAAGACAUCUAUAGAGGGAAUCUUACAUCUCAGUUCAAAGUUGUACCUUGAUCAUGAUCUACUGUUAUGAGAUAGAGAAUUCACUAGUAAAAAGCAUCAGAAUUUCAAAAA
Messenger RNA from Gossypium raimondii (Peruvian cotton), 2844 nucleotides. RefSeq names its product zinc finger CCCH domain-containing protein 53. The transcript is spliced from 9 exons. Gene Ontology annotation, molecular function: RNA binding; metal ion binding. Bases 1 to 2178 code for a protein of 725 amino acids. NCBI's taxonomy places the organism in Eukaryota, Viridiplantae, Streptophyta, Magnoliopsida, Malvales, Malvaceae. The record is from RefSeq and is a predicted model, not a curated record.